This is a messenger RNA of Sturnus vulgaris (Common starling), 3042 nucleotides long. It is a transcript of the gene ARHGEF16, whose product is annotated as Rho guanine nucleotide exchange factor 16. Gene Ontology annotation, biological process: activation of GTPase activity. Gene Ontology annotation, molecular function: guanyl-nucleotide exchange factor activity; protein binding. The record is from RefSeq and is a predicted model, not a curated record. Lineage: Eukaryota; Metazoa; Chordata; Aves; Passeriformes; Sturnidae.
UGCCUUACUGGCACCUGUCUGUCUGUCAGUUCAGCCACCUGUCUGUCUGUCUGUCCUCCUCAGCUUGCUGCUCCCCUGGGCCACCACCAUGUCUCGGAGCCCCUCUGGUUCAUCUGUGGAUGACAAGACCUUGCUCCUGGAGUACCGAUGCCACCCAGCGCGGCAGGAGCCCUCCAGCCCCACCUAUGUCCCUGGGAAGCGCAGCUCCACCACGGCUCCCAGUGCCAUCCCAGUGUCACCACUGGCCUCCCCCACCUCUGCCGAGCCCCGCCGCAUCAUCCUCAGCACAGAGAGCCCGGCUGCACUGAAGGUGGGAACGCAGCAGCUCAUCCCCAAAAGCCUGGCUGUCUCCUCCAAGCCCAAGAACAGCCCCUCCCGGCACCAGAGCUUCGGGGUGAGCCGGGAACCCCUGAGCCCCGACCCGACACGGGUGGCCGUCGCCAUGCUGGCCCUGGAGGCUGAGGAUGAGGAUGAUGGCGGGGGGGCCCUGAAGCGCAACCUGAGGAACAUGUCGUACCGUGCGGCCAUGAAGGGGCUGGGCACCGAGCUGGAGCCAGCCAAGGCUGCUCCCUCGCUGAAACCCGUGUCUGAGGAUGGCAGCGCCCUGCCCGACCGCAGCCCCGGCAGGAGCAAGAGAACCCUCGGGCGGAAGCGGGUGCAGAAGCGUGGUGGCUCGUUCAAGGACCAGCCUCGGCUCUAUCAGGAGAUCCGUGAGAGAGGUCUGAACUCUGUCAGCCAUGAGUCAGACGAGGACUUGCUGGAGGAGUCUCUGCCAGAGGAGCCGUCCCCUCUGGGUGCUGCUAUCGUGGUGCAGAGCUACCGCCCGGCCCAGGUGACCUGGAGCCAGCUCCCAGAGGUUCUGGAAUCGGGCAUCCUGCAGAGAAUCUCCCCCGAGGAGCGCAAGCGGCAGGAGGCAAUGUUUGAGAUCAUCACUUCUGAGUACUCCUACAUGCACAGCCUGAGCAUCCUGGUGGGCCACUUCAUGAGGUCAGAGGAGCUGAAGGAGACCAUGACUCAGACAGAGCACCACCACCUCUUCUCCAACAUUGGAGACAUCCUGACAGUCAGCACGAGCUUCUUUGAAGACUUGGAGAAGCGACACCAGGAGCACCUCCUGAUCCCUGACAUCAGUGACAUCGUGGAGGAACACGCCUCGAAACACUUCAACCCCUACAUCAGCUACUGCUCCAAUGAAGUCUAUCAGCAGAGGACACUGGAUAAGCUGCUAACCACAAACCCCUUAUUUAAAGAGACCCUGAAACAAAUUGAAAGGAAACCAGAGUGUGGAGGCCUGCCAAUGAUCUCAUUUCUCAUUCUGCCCAUGCAGAGGGUAACACGGCUUCCUCUGCUCCUUGAUACGGUCCAGCAAAAAACAAACGCCCGCACUGCAGCGUACGGAGCUGCCACCCGCGCUGUGAAGGCCAUCAGCAAGCUGGUCAAGAGCUGCAAUGAGGGAGCUCGGGCUAUGGAGAGGACAGAGCAGAUGUACACCUUGCAGAAACAGCUGGAAUUCGGCAAGAAAAAGCCUUUCCCGCUGAUCUCGGUGUCGCGGUGGCUGCUGAAGCGCGGGGAGCUGUACCUGCUGCUCUCGGAGGAGGCCGGGCUCUUCCGCCGCGGCGCCGGCCGUCUCUGCCACCUCUUCUUGUUCAACGAUGUCCUCAUCAUCACCAAGAAGAAGAGCGAGGAGAGUUACACAGUCAUGAACUACGCCACACUGGACCAGGUCACCGUGGAGAAGGUGGAGAGCUCAGAUCCACCCUCCCCUCCUCCUGGCAAGGCUGGGGGGCACCUGCUGCGAGUGGUGCUGGAGAAGGACAGCGAGGGCCGGCGGGAAGAGGUGCUGCUGUCAGCAGAGACCCUGAGUGACCGGGCCCGGUGGAUGGCAGCGCUGAUGCACAGGGAGAAGGAAAAGCCUGACACCACUCCCAAAGGAGACCUGAGCCAGGUGGAGGUCACCCGUGCCUACCUGGCCAAGGAGGCAGAUGAGCUGUCCCUGCAGCAGGCAGACGUGGUGCUGGUGCUGGGGGAAGAGGACGGCUGGUGCUUUGGGGAGCGGCUGCGGGAUGGGGAGCGGGGCUGGUUCCCCCAGGCCUGUGCCCGGCCCAUCACGAGCCGCGUGGCCGCCGAGGGCAACGUGCGGCGCAUGGAGCGGCUGCGAAUCGAGACCGACGUGUAGGGACAGCCCAGGGGGACCCCUCUGCCUCAGGGACCUCCAGACCUCUGCAGACUGAGCCCACGGACAGGAGGCAGCCGCAGCAGAGCCUUUCUUCUUGAGCUGUGCUUGUCUCAGGUGGCAGAUGUCACGGGCCAGGACGGGUGUGUGUGGCAGCUGUGACACAGCAGCUCCUUCUGAGAGAGCUGGCGCCGGGCACGCCUGGCAGCGCUGGCACUGCUGACCCGGAACAGGCUCCGGGAGCAGCACAGGGCUGGGCUCGGCUUGGAAAGGCUGGAGCUGUUCUGGGCUCUGAGGUGCCCGUGCCACCAUCUCCGUCCCUGCUGACAUCUGGGCCAGCACACCUGGUGUGGGGAGAGCACACCCCAGUCAGGGAUUGUUGGGAGCUUAAAUCCAUGUGCUUGGCUUAUUUCUCAACCCAGAUUUUGCUCCUGUUUCUCUUUUUUCUGUCUCUCCCCCCUACAAUAAUUCCUAGGCCCUUUGGGCAGAGCCGUGCCCUGCACAGUGAGGUGAUGCCAGACACCUUUUGGUCACUUGAUAAAAUACUUGAUGCCAGAGUUGUUCCCAUGGAGUCAGCUCUGGCACCAGGAAUGGGAUAUGCUCCAGGCAGAGGGGGAAGCAGGGGCAGGAUGAGGAGCAGUGCUGCAGCUCCCACCUGCCUUUCCCUCCUCCCAGCUGGGAGGGGGCUCUGCCCAGGGCUCAGCCCCUCACACCCCGUACAGGGGACAUGGCAGCUACAAUUUUGGGGUGAGCCAGCCCCAUACGCUGCCAACUUCACAUUCACAGGGGCAGCGUUGAUGUAAGGUCUGUUCUGAUCAAACUGUUCAACUGUAAAUUAAGGUAACAAUAAAUUCUUGGAUGCCAAUGAA